ACUCAGAGGCUUGUUGUGUGAAAGGGGAUCACCAGUACAAAAGUUUGAGAACCACUGAGCUUGGGGUAGUUCCAUUCUGCUUCCUUUAGUUUUCUUUGCUGAUUCAAUUCUGAGACUGGAUUCUCUUCCACUUCCUGUCCUAAAUUUUCAUGCAGUAUCACUCUUAAGCACCUGCCAUGUCCUUCCCCAGAGGCAGCUGCAUUUUAGAGCUGGGAGGUGACUCACUCUCUGCAAAUCACUUUGGGAUGAGGCACAGUGGAGGCUAUGGGGAAGGUAGACUUAUUCUUAUCUCUCAGCUGUGGCUCCUUGUCCGUCUGAGGCUGGAAACAAUUCCCAAACUUCAUUUAGAUUGUUUCCUCAAAGGGAUUUAAGGGUUCUGAUGGAGACCUGAGGCUGAGACAUAGCUUCUCUCACUCCCUCUAUAUUUAGCUUUUCUAUCCCUCCUUAACAGUGUGCCUCUAUCCUUUUGAUUCUCCUACCAGCUCUGUAAACCCCUCAUCUUCUGCAACUUCAUUCCAUGUAGCAGCUUCCUACAACUCUGGCACCCCAAACCAAUUCCAGAGUUUAAAAACACAGCCAAGGAGAGGGAGAAAGAACUGAAUAGGCCAAGGGAGGAAAGGCAUGUGUGGGUGAGUCUGGAAAUGGGAUGGAUAGUGGGUAAGGUGGAGGAUCCAAGGAGGCUGCUCCAAAUGUGGCAGGAGCUGCAAAGUAGCAGGAUGUUCUCAGCCCCACAUGGUGGAAAGGGGGGAGAGAGAAGUCCGUGAAGUCAACUUAAGCAAGCUUCUGGAGGGGUGUCACAGCCAAACAGCUGUAGGGAGGCUGCAAUUGUCCAGGCCAGAGGAGAUGGAGCCUGAGAUGAGGAUUUCAGAAGAGGGGCCUUGAUUUCAGGAGCAGAGGCUGGAGGAGAUGAGCCAGAGAGAAACGCACUGCAAGAUGGUAGGUGCAGCUUGAGGACUACCUAGAGGUGACAGUGAGGAGGUACCAAGAACAAAUGGCAGGAGUGUAGCACAGGGUCCAUGCAAGGUGAGAGGGAAAUGAUCUGGUUUGAUGUGAGUGGAGGCAGCUGAACAGAGCUGGGCACAGUCUCCAGGACAUUGCUGAUGCACAGGAGGGUGGACGCAGGGUGAAGAACAGAGUCCAGAAAGAUUACCUCCGAUGCCUGAAAGGUAAUUGAUUCCUGAUUAUGGGGGACUCUAUUGUUCUUCAGCAGUCUGGCCUGAGGAUUUGCAGGGUUGGGGAUGGCAGUAUGGGAUACACCCUGAACUUAAGUAUUAGGAGGUAGCCGUGUUAGUCUGUAUCCACAAAAACAACAAGGAGUCCGGUGGCACCUUAAAGACUAACAGGUUUAUUUGGACAUAAGCUUUUGUGGGUAAAAAAAACAUUUCUUCAGAAUUUAAUGGACUAUAAAAAGUGUGUCUGGUAGAAUUGCCAACUCUCAUGAUUUUAUCACAUCUCAUGAUAUUUUAUGUUUUUCCUAAUGCCCCUGCUCCUGAUUCUGUAACUACCUGAGAAUCUCAGCUUUCAUUUUAAAAAGAUACAGCUCUAGCCCUCGCUGCUGGGGAGAAGAGCUGGGAAACGGGACCUAAGUGCAUUGAGAAGGCCCAGAAACCAGACAGCAAAGAAACAAGGAGGCACAUAUAUUUUUGGUUUAAAUCUCAUGAUCUUGGGGCCUGACUCAUGAUUUUUGAACUAGUGGGGCUGGGGCUGGGAGGGAUCUUUAGGUCCUGUCUCCACUCAGUCAGCUGCUGCAGGAGAACAGGAAACAUGUUGCCAACUUUUACUAGAGGAACAAUUCUCCAAGCAGGCUGGGAGCUGGGGGAAAGCAGCCAGUCCUCCCUGUGAAUUCUAGGGGAUUUUAGUGCCUCAAUUAUCAAACAUCAGCUGGUUGUCUCAGCCCCACCACGUGGUGGGUCAUGCUUAUUAACCCUAUUUCAUAACUGGGGGACCUGGGGUACAGCCACAGAGGAAGCUGGGAUCAGUGUUGAGAUUACUGAUUUGCUGGCCAUACUCCACUUAGUCCACUAGAAUAUGCUGCCUCUAAUACUACUGAGCUGCCCCUCUGGGUGGCCACAGGUGACCCUGACCACUCAGCCACAGGCAACUAGCAGAGAGGAGUCUUGGCUCACCCCUACAAGCAUCAGGGCCAGCCCAAGGGUCACUGACUCUCACAAAUGCAGCCAUUGGCCAUCCCAAAAAUCCAAGGGCUUGUGACCUUGGCUUUCCUGGACUCCAGAGGCUGUCCUGGGGAAGCUUUAGGGAAAUCCAGGAACAACUCCCCUGUCGAUCCUUGUAUUGCAUUUGUAAGGCUCUUUGCAAGAAAAAGAGCAAGAAACCAACUUGUGUGUAAUGAAAGCUGAGAUUCUGCAUUGCAUCUCAAGGCGCCCCCGAACAGGGCUUUGAGAACCUUGAAGUGUGGCUCAGGUUGGGGGGACUCAAGGAACAGCCACAGAAACGCUCAAGGGGUGGUGGAGUUGAGUUCUGGGGAGAGAGUCAAAGAGCUAAAUCCAGCUGGCUUGGCAAAGCCAGGAAUAAAAGGAGAGACUUGAGAAUUGUCUGCAUGUGCCUGAGCAGGAGCAACCACAAGGAAGGGGCUGAGACUGAGCCAAGGGAAAGGAGUUCAGGAGCUAUCUCCCUAGUGCUGAGGGGUCCGUGAGCCCAGGGAGCUGUCUCCCAAGGGCAGGGAAACUGGGAUCUAGGGAUGGAUAGAGCACAGACUGUGGAAAGAAAGGAUUCCCUCAAACAGGGCUAAGGCAACCCCUGCCUACCUGGUGGGAAUGGCCAAAGUAACCCCUCAGGUGCUGGAAGGAGAAAUCCUGCAUGUACAGCCCAUCGUGUUUCCUCGCCUGGGAAGCUGUGGUCCUGGCGAAGGGUCUGUCACUAACCUCGGGGCUGGCUGGGCCUAAGGAAACUCCAAACCUGGGAGCUGAUCUCUGCCGACAAACAGGUGAGAUGCAAAUCACAUGGGGCCCAUCUGGGAAUCUAACACCAUCACUGGGGAAAUGUUGAACUAACAAAGAGCAGGUGUGUGGGAGACAGGAUGGGGUCUGCAGCCUGGGGGAGGAGCUAGAGUCACUGGGGAAAACUGGACAUUUUAAGUAGAUUUCAGAGAGCUGUGUAGCUGACUCCCUCUCCACUCCGAGUUAGCACAGGUCGCAGUGUUGUGUGAUGCUAGAGAUGUUUUUAGAGAAAAUAUGAAACUAGAGUCCUGAUUGCCUGAGAUUUGUCACUCUCCCCAUGAGUUGUGCAAUGAACUGCAUUUUCUUGGCCAAACCUCAACUGAGAUGAGUCCAUUCCUCCUUCCUAUAGUCCUCACACAGGUUCAACCAGAUACAGCACUCCACUUCCUGUCCCAAAGUGCCCUGUAAUGCAGCUGUUAAAUGGCUGCCAAGUCCCACCCCAGAGAAUGCUGCAUCUCAGCAGGUGGGUAAAGUGUUCCAUGUGCACAUGGAGUGUGUAAAGCCCUUUGGGAUGCUGAGCAAUGGGAGGUGUGAGAGAAAGGUGAGACCUUCUAACUAGUGGCCUCUGACAGCCACCCCCAUUUUGGUCUCUCCAGGACUCAGACUAUCCCGGGUGGAGGACCCAUUACUAGCGGAUUGAGAUGGGUGAAAUGGAACAGAUGAGGCAGGAGGCCGAGCAGCUGAAGAAGCAGAUUGCGGAUGCACGGAAAGCCUGUGCUGACACUACACUUGCUCAGAUUGUGUCCGGGGUGGAGGUAGUUGGACGCAUUCAGAUGCGUACGCGGAGGACCCUGCGUGGGCACCUGGCCAAGAUCUAUGCAAUGCACUGGUGCACGGACUCCAAACUCCUGGUCAGUGCCUCCCAAGAUGGGAAACUGAUCGUGUGGGACACUUACACAACCAAUAAGGUUCAUGCCAUCCCUCUCCGCUCGUCCUGGGUCAUGACCUGUGCCUAUGCACCCUCAGGGAAUUUUGUGGCCUGUGGGGGUCUCGACAACAUGUGCUCUAUCUACAAUCUCAAGACUCGUGAAGGCAACGUCAAAGUGAGCAGGGAGCUCUCGGCCCACACAGGUUACCUCUCCUGCUGCCGAUUCCUGGAUGACAAUAAUAUCGUGACGAGCUCCGGAGACACCACGUGCGCACUCUGGGAUAUUGAAACAGGACAGCAGAAGACUGUGUUCAUGGGUCACACUGGAGACUGCAUGAGCCUGGCCGUCUCCCCAGACUUCAAACUCUUUAUCUCCGGGGCCUGCGAUGCCACUGCCAAGCUGUGGGAUGUACGGGAGGGAACCUGCCGUCAGACAUUCACAGGGCAUGAGUCAGACAUCAAUGCCAUCUGUUUCUUCCCCAACGGUGAAGCCAUCUGCACAGGUUCAGAUGAUGCCACCUGCCGCCUCUUUGACCUGCGGGCAGACCAGGAGCUCAUCGUCUAUUCCCAUGAGAGCAUCAUCUGUGGAAUCACCUCAGUCGCCUUCUCCCGUAGCGGGCGUCUCAUGAUGGCUGGAUAUGACGACUUCAACUGCAACAUCUGGGACUCCCUGAAGGGGGAGCGUGUGGGGAUCCUCUCCGGUCAUGACAACAGGGUGAGCUGUCUGGGGGUGACAGCAGAUGGCAUGGCCGUGGCUACUGGCUCCUGGGACAGCUUCCUCAAGAUUUGGAACUGAAGAGGAUGAUUGGGAGAGGGAGAUUAUUGGGAGGAGGGUGUUUACAACAAACACAGUCAGUUGAGCACAAUUGGUAUUUCUACCUGUUAGUCACAGGCAUGUCUCUCUCUCUGAGGGAAAGGAGCCCUCCAUUAGCUGUUCCCCCCAACCCAAUUCCUAAAUAUGGCAUAAGGCUUUCAGCCUGGGACAGGUUGUAGGACCCCAGAUAAGUGAGACUGUUUCACAAGCUUUAGGACCUUGCAUUGCACACCCACUGACUCCACACCAUUUUAUCCCUACAUUGUCCCCCCCCACCCCAGUCACCCACCAGAAAGACAAACACCGUUCCCUGAAAAAGACCUCUACUUGAGGCAGGGACCCCCCUCCACUAUAACCAUUGCUCCAGACACACCUUCCCUAAUCCUCCCAAAGAGAGAAACCCUCCUGCUUGCAGACGGGGGUAGAGAGAAAUUUUAGCCAGCUAGGACUCUGCAUUGAGCUUUGCUAAGAGGGGCUAAUUUCUGUGGGACCCCCUCCCCCCACCAGUUAGCCCAGUUUUAUCUAUGCAUCAAAUGUGGGAGGGGAGUUCACUGUCCCAUCUAGGGCAUCAAGGACAGGGAAAUGUUAAUUUAUUUUUAUUUAUAUUCCUGUAGCUGUCCCCUUCCCCUCAUCCACAUGUGCUGUGUAUUGCUCUUGCAUUAGCUUGUAGACCACCUCAGCCCCUGCUUUCAAGAUGUAACUAUCAUACAGGAGUUUCAGACAAAAUAAAAAGAUCAAGUGAGA
This is a messenger RNA of Trachemys scripta elegans, 5383 nucleotides long. RefSeq names its product G protein subunit beta 3 (gene GNB3). Bases 3599 to 4621 code for a protein of 340 amino acids. Lineage: Eukaryota; Metazoa; Chordata; Testudines; Emydidae. Gene Ontology annotation, cellular component: cytoplasm; heterotrimeric G-protein complex. The transcript is spliced from 9 exons. Gene Ontology annotation, biological process: G protein-coupled receptor signaling pathway. The record is from RefSeq and is a predicted model, not a curated record. Gene Ontology annotation, molecular function: signaling receptor complex adaptor activity; protein binding.